UCCCAACAUUUUUUGCUUGUGAUGAUUUUAAAAUAAAAGGUUUACUUGUGACCCCUUGCAAGAUGUUAUAGCCUUAGUGUGGACAUGAGUUGUGAGAGUUUAACGAAAAAACAGUAGACCUAUUUCACUAGGAAAAAAAAAAGGCAGAAGACAAAAACCCUCCACUCAACUGUUUAGUGACUGCUUCAGAUUUAUCUUGGGACCUGACCUCCAGUUAGUUCUGAAGACCAUAUUGAUCUGGACUGUUCCAGGUGGUAUAAAUCACAUUACCGCUAGAUGACGCUGUUCUCUCUGAUUCCCCCUGAUGCAGAUGCUGAUCGACAGCUUCACUUGUCCCGCCCACUUCACUUUACUGUCCAAUCAAAGAUUACGUUGCUCUGUUGUUGUACGUGCUCUGACAGCGGAACUGAACAAUCGAGAGAGAGAGGCUGUCUGCUAGAAACCAACACAACAAGAUGGAGGUGGAGCAGCUCCUGUCUCUGUCAGGCUCAGCACUGGCCCAGGCUGUCAGCUCUCUGCUGGAGACCCCAGGCCUCUACGUCUUCUCUGACAUCCUGGAGCUGCCUAAUGUCAGAGAGCUGGAGAACGGCCCUCAUGCACCAGUGUACCAGCUCCUGAACCUCUUUGCCUAUGGAACCUACUGUGACUACAAAGAGAGAGCAGCCUCUCUUCCAGAGUUGACCCCCGCACAGAGAAACAAACUCCGCCAUCUGUCCAUCAUCAGCCUGGCAUCCAACCUCAAGUGCCUGCCAUACUCGCUGCUCCUGCAGCAGCUCGAGCUGAAGAAUGUGCGGGAGCUAGAGGACCUGCUGAUCGAUGCCGUUUACUGUGACAUCAUCCAGGGCAAACUGGACCAGAGGAACCAGCAGGUGGAGGUGGACUGCAGCGUGGGUCGUGACCUCGGCCCCAACGAGCUCCCAAACAUAAUCAACACACUGCAGGAGUGGUGUACAGGGUGUGAGGCAGUGCUGUGUGGUAUUGAGGAGCAGGUCUCGAGGGCGAACCAGUACAGAGAGAGCCAGUUAAAGGUCAAAGUCCAAGUGGAAACAGAGGUCUCAAACCUGCAGAAAACGUUAAAGGCCAGCGCUGCCUCUCCGUCGUCAGGCCCCGCCCCUGCUGGAGCCGCCUCCAAUCAGGACGCAGACCAGCCUGCGGAGCCACGAGACCCCGCCUCCUCUCAGGAACCACGACAACCAGGCAAAAAAAGUUCAAAGGUGAAAGGGCUGCGUGGCAGUGGGAAGAUCUGGUCCAAGUCCAACUGAAGACAAGAGACUGAGAUGUGGAGACAGCGGCACUGAUGGACACUCUCACAGAUUAAUGUACACAUGGACAUGUUGACGGACAAGCGGAUACAUUAAACAAUGUGACCAAUGUUCACGGACACCCUUGUCACAUACGCUUGCCACAGUAAAACCAGGAAGCUCAAUGGGAACUUUUCUUGUCACAAAAUCUCACCUCAACGGAUUCAGAAACACACACUGGCAGAUGGAAAUGACAGGUGUAACAUCCACUCUUGCAGUUGUUAAUAGCAGGCGGACUGUCCGUGUAUACACGCGCACACACACACACACACACACACACACACACACACACACACACACACAAAUAGAGCACUUCAAGACAGAACAGUCAGCAGCAGGAGAGUUGCCUUUGACCAGAAACAUGAUCAGUGUAUUUGACGCGUAUGUGUGUAUCUCUAUUGGUUUAAAAAUGUUCUUUUGGUUUAGAUUAAGUCUAUGUUGCUUUGUAUUUUUUCUCUCUGCUGAGUUGGGACGUAUAAAAUCAGAAUAUAAAUUGUCGGGAAAUAAAAUGAAGCCCUGUACUUAC
Siniperca chuatsi (mandarin fish) is the source of this 1827-nucleotide messenger RNA. RefSeq names its product COP9 constitutive photomorphogenic homolog subunit 7A (gene cops7a). The coding region runs from base 456 to 1262 and encodes 268 amino acids. The transcript has 8 exons. NCBI's taxonomy places the organism in Eukaryota, Metazoa, Chordata, Actinopteri, Centrarchiformes, Sinipercidae. Gene Ontology annotation, cellular component: COP9 signalosome. The record is from RefSeq and is a predicted model, not a curated record. Gene Ontology annotation, biological process: COP9 signalosome assembly.